AUGGCUCCUCUUGCCCAAAUCAUCUCUGUCAUUCUCUUUUUGGGAAGUAGCAUGGCAUCCCCUACUGGGAACAGCUGCGAGCAAGUCACCCCUUACGUGCUCACCUACAAAGACAUUGGCUCGAGUGCUUUUCCUAUCUUGAACCCUGUGUUCCCGCCUACCCCUUACAAACAGCUGAAGUACUCGGGCCUCGGAGUCAAGUCCGUUGGUGGGGCGCUCGACCCCAACCUCCGCGAGAACGAGUUUCUGGUGUACGGCACCAUCACCACAGCCUCGACACUGGAAAACCCGUUGAUCACCAAAGACUACGGUGGAUCAAAGGUAGCGAGCUUUGAGCUGGAGACGUUCGACUUCCAGUGUGUUCGCACUGGCCUCGAGAAUAUGAAGAGGGCUUGCAAGCUCACCGUGAAGGGAGUGGACGUGAACGGUAACACCAUCACUGAAUUCUGCUCAUAUAAUCCCGACAUUCUUGGAUCAAGCUUGGCAAAGUGCAACCUUGUCAAUGAGAAGAAUCUCAAGAGCGUCAGCUUUGAAACCACCAGUCCCAUUACAGGAACCACUAUCACGAUCUUGACGGCCAUGGACAACCUCAAGGUCAACGUAAAGGCGUCAACUUGUUGA
Messenger RNA from Colletotrichum abscissum, 621 nucleotides. RefSeq lists its product as uncharacterized. NCBI's taxonomy places the organism in Eukaryota, Fungi, Ascomycota, Sordariomycetes, Glomerellales, Glomerellaceae. The transcript is spliced from 2 exons. The coding region runs from base 1 to 621 and encodes 206 amino acids. The record is from RefSeq and is a predicted model, not a curated record.